Molecule: messenger RNA, 957 nt
Organism: Gryllus bimaculatus (two-spotted cricket)
Lineage: Eukaryota; Metazoa; Arthropoda; Insecta; Orthoptera; Gryllidae
Source: the annotation of a GenBank genome assembly
AUGCCUCAUGGCCACUGUGAACUGGAAAUGACAACGUUCUGUUGCACGCCCAUGAUUGUGUAUGUUAUUCACAUCGACCGGGGCAGCUGUGGGCACGCAGAGGGUAAACGAAGUGAAACCACAAAACGCUACACAAGCCAGUGUAAAUUCAAGUUCACUGCGAUGGGAAUUAAACUGCCAUGGUUUCGUGCACGCAUGACUGUAAAAGAAGGGCCGGUGACAAACGCACAAUUAGUUGGAACUUACAGUUACAAAUUUGAUUCGUACUUUGAUCCAAAUGCAAAUUCAAAACCUAUUCCACUUGAAGAAAAACGAGAUAAAGCAAAAAAUGAUGCAUUACAAAACAAAAAACGUCUUGUCAACAAUAACAAAAAUAAGUCAGCAGAAAAGAUUAAAAGCAAGAAUGAUUCAAAUUCAGAAAAGAAAAUUUCAGGAAAAGAGUCAUCCCUAAAAGAACACAAAACUCAUCAAGUUCAAGUUUCAAAAGCACGAGAGAAAAAUACUAUAGAUGGUAACAAGAGGGUUGUUAAGAAAUCUAAAAGAGCUGUUACUGAGGAUUCAGAUCAACAUUUCCUAACACCAGAGGAAGGAAUACAACAAAACACUAGCAACAUCAUCAAUAAAGAAAACAUUUUAAUUAAGACUGAUGAAGAAAAAUUACUACCAGAAGUAGGAAAAACAAGUCGUCAAUUUAAUCCAGGCAGUGAGAGUUGUGUGUGUAAUGAAACUGACAGUGAAAACCAAAAGAACUUGCAAACUGAUGAUGAAGAUGGUAAUCUCUGGAGUCCACAUUCAUCAAAUGAUGGAACACACCAGUCAUUACGAGAGAGGCGACUACCAGACAGUAAUUUAGAGCAACUCACAAUUAUAAUUCCAGAUAGUUCUGAUGAAUCUGAUGAAGAUUUACUGUCUCCAGCUCUAGAUGAUUUUCAUGCAUAUGAUGAAUUUGACACUUAA